AUGUUCCGUGUAAUUCCUGUUAGCACCAAGAGUGUCAGAGAUGUGGUUCUUGAUAUUGGAGUUUCCGAUUUUGAUGGUACUGGCAGCUUCCAGUUCAUCGAAUACAGUAAAAGGUUUCUGAUCAUCUCCGUCGGCAUUGGCAUUGUGCUGCCUGUAUACUGUGUAUUGAAAUUUCGGGAUGGGAAAGCAGAAGCGUGUACCAAACUGAAGGAGAUGGUGGCGCUUGCGGCUAAAGAGUUUACCCUGACAAACUGUUUGGAUGUUCUGAGGACGAAAAUGAAUAAUUUGAAAGCCGAACUGUGCACUUGUUCUACUCAGAUCCUGAAGCAGUUGGAAGAAGUGCGGAUUCGAAGAAAUCAGCUGCUGGGCGCUUCGGAAGGUCAGUCAUUUCUACUCGUUUAUUUUUUCUGGUUCAUUUUCCGGCCUUUCUGUGCCUCUUAUAGAUGCCAGGCUUUAUGA
This is a messenger RNA of Gongylonema pulchrum, 459 nucleotides long. The record is from the annotation of a GenBank genome assembly. Lineage: Eukaryota; Metazoa; Nematoda; Chromadorea; Rhabditida; Gongylonematidae.